AUGGCGUCGGCCGGUCGCCCUUCGUCAACCCGUCGGUUCCUCAAGCCCCUCCUUUAUUCCGCAGCUACGCUGGCUGGCGUUGGCGGGACGGUCAUCUACAUAUCCUACCGUCCCAUCAACGUGCCCGGCUCUCAAGGUGCCCUCGUGCCGACCCCGCGGACCGAGGACGGAACCAUCAUUCCUCCCAAAUUUCCCCUGAUCAAGUCCCGCGCUGAACAGAUUGCGGACUUGACGAGGAGUGGUGGCUUGGUCGAGGCGGCCUCGGCAACACCCAUUACACAGCAGUUGAAGAACAGUUUUGAUCGGUUAAGAGUGGCGACGCAUGGGGAUAAAGAGACAUCGUUGCCUCAGACACAAGAAGCCGGAGAACCAUACGAUCUCUUAGUGAUCGGUGCGGGCGCCACGGGGUCCGGCAUUGCCCUUGAUGCGGCGACUCGCGGCUUAAGAGUCGCGCUGGUCGAGCGUGAUGACUUUGCCGCAGGCACAAGCAGCAAGAGUACCAAGCUCGUCCACGGCGGUGUCCGAUACCUCGAAAAGGCCUUUUGGGAACUGGAUUACAAUCAGUACGCCUUGGUCAAAGAAGCGUUGCGCGAGAGGAAGUACUUCCUCGACACGGCACCUCAUCUUUCCACAUGGCUUCCUAUUAUGAUUCCUUUGCAAAGAUGGUGGCAGGCUCCCUACUUUUGGGCGGGCACAAAACUAUACGAUUUUCUCGCAGGCAGUGAAGGAAUCGAGACGAGCUACUUCCUGACCAAGAGCAAGGCCUUGGAUGCGUUCCCUAUGCUGAAGAAGGAAAACCUGGUGGGCGCGCUGGUCUACUAUGAUGGAGCACAUAAUGACAGCCGAAUGAACGUUUCUAUCGCUGCCACGGCUGCGCUUUACGGUGCCACUGUCGUCAACCAUAUGGAAGUGACUAGUCUGACAAAGGACGAGAAUGGCAAGCUGAACGGCGCCGUGGUCCGAGACGUGAUCGCAGAUAAAAAUGGCAAGCCAGCACCCCCCAUCACUAUCCGCGCAAAGGGUGUUAUCAACGCGACGGGUCCAUUCUGUGACUCGAUCCGCAAAAUGGACGAUCUCAAGGCGCAAGAGAUUGUAGCUCCGAGUUCUGGUGUACAUGUGGUCCUUCCGGGAUACUACAGUCCUCAGAAGAACUCCAUGGGUCUGAUUGAUCCCGCCACCUCGGACGGCCGUGUCAUCUUCUUUUUACCGUGGCAGGGCAAUACAAUUGCUGGCACUACUGACGCUCCGUGCAAUAUCACCGAACAGCCCAUAGCCGGGGAAGAGGAGAUCAACUGGAUCCUGAACGAGAUCAGGGGUUACCUGUCUCCAGACAUCAAUGUUCGACGAGGGGAUGUGCUGGCUGCUUGGUCCGGUAUCCGACCGUUGGUCAAAGAUCCCAAGGCGAAAAACACUGAAUCACUAGUGCGAAACCAUUUGGUCACCGUGUCAGAAUCCGGGCUCCUCACGUGUGCGGGAGGUAAAUGGACGACGUACCGUCAAAUGGCAGAGGAUGCCGUUGAUGAAGCCAUCAAACAAUUCCACCUCCGGACGAAGCCGCUCACCUCACCAACGCGAAUCAGCGGAACCGAAAUGAUUGAUGAUGCUGCUCCUCUUGACGGCACCUGCCAGACACACCAGGUCCGACUCGUCGGUGCUCAUGGGUAUUCGAAAACACUGUUCAUCAGCUUGAUUCAACACUUCGGUAUCGAGACCGAGGUUGCCAAACACCUUGCAGAAGCCUAUGGCGACCGUGCCUGGACUGUAGCUGCACUUUCGAGCCCUACCGGUCAAAGGUUCCCCGUGCGAGGCAAACGCCUCUCUCCUCUGUAUCCCUACGCCGAUGGGGAGGUACGGCAUGCGGUGCGGCACGAAUUCGCCCAGCGUGCGGUUGAUGUCAUCGCACGGAGAACCAGACUAGCGUUUCUGAACGCCCAGGCGGCGUUGGAGGCAUUGCCCGAGGUCAUAGAUCUGAUGGCCGAGGAGCUGAAUUGGGACAGAAAAAGAAAGGACUUGGAAUGGAAGGACAGCGUCGCCUUUCUGGCGUCGAUGGGUCUGCCUCAGAGCAAACUGGGCGUGUCAAGAAAGGAUGUCGAGAGCGGGAAGGCCAGGUUUGCAGACGAAUAUGAACGAAAGUUGUAUUCGAGAUACGACGGACCAGCCGAUACGCUGGAGAGCGAUUCCAAGCUGAGUUCAGGUCACAACCCCGUAAUGGGGCAAAAUUCCCCAGCCAACAGCUGA
Messenger RNA from Capronia epimyces CBS 606.96, 2238 nucleotides. RefSeq names its product glycerol-3-phosphate dehydrogenase. The transcript has 2 exons. Bases 1 to 2238 code for a protein of 745 amino acids. Gene Ontology annotation, molecular function: glycerol-3-phosphate dehydrogenase (quinone) activity. Gene Ontology annotation, cellular component: mitochondrion; glycerol-3-phosphate dehydrogenase (FAD) complex. Gene Ontology annotation, biological process: glycerol-3-phosphate metabolic process. The record is from RefSeq and is a predicted model, not a curated record. NCBI's taxonomy places the organism in Eukaryota, Fungi, Ascomycota, Eurotiomycetes, Chaetothyriales, Herpotrichiellaceae.